AUGACCAGGGGCCUGCUCAAGCUUCUGUCCAGCAUUCUGCAGUACGAGCAGGGGGGCCUGGGGAGCCGCGAUGUCACACGUGGCGGCCCACAGUCGAGGUCUCGGAGUCUGGGCCAGACGGCGAGGGAGCGGAAGGGCAGGGGCCACCACAAGAAAGGCCACAGCCGUGCCAAGGCCGACCUCUGCCCUGCAGCACCCCGGAAGCCCUCCUUCCCCUUCCAGUGGGCCUGGGAGAGCCGGGCUUUGCUGCAGUCCGGCUCCUCGCACCCCGGCCUCCACAUCCCGCCUGUAGCCCUCGAGAUGCCCCAGCGCCCGCCCAAGCAGAAGGCCACCAUGCCCAAGCUCCCGGUGGCCCACGCCACUGGCUGGAGGCUCAAGGUGCCCAGCGCCGAGAGGAAACCCGCCGCUCCCAGCCCAGCCCAGAGCCAGGGGCUGGAGCUGCCCAGGAAGAAGGCCUGGCUCGGCCGGGAGUCGGACGACGACGGCCUCAGGGAGCUGCCCCGGCUCCCCAGGAGGGGACCCGCCGUGGAGGAGGCACAGGCUGCAGAGGCCCCAGAAGAGGCUGAGAGUGAGGGGGAGAGGCCCACCAGCGCCGGCCGCCUCCAGGGCCCGCAGCAGAGGAAGGUCAAGGCCAGGGACGUGGACAGACUCUGGCACCUGGAGAAGCCGCACAGGCAGCGACAGCGAGACUCGACCCGCGGCGCCGAAAAGCAGUCCCGGAAGGCCCUGCAGGCACUCCUCAACGCCUCCAAGCAGACGGGCAAGGGCCAGGCCUGGGGAGACAGAGAGGCCUCCCUGUACGUCAGUGUGCCCACUCGAACCUUCCACAAACGGCAGGAGGCCACCAGAAACCUCCUGCGGACACGGGAGCAGCAGCAGCAGCAGGAACGGCAGCAGGAGGAGCAGCGGCGGGCCCGGGAGCUGCGGGUCCAGCAGCAGGUGGCCCGGUGCCUGGCGGCCUACACCCCCAGGGCCAGCCGUGGCUGCGUGCCCGCCAUGCAGAAGCUGGAGGAGCUGAGGUGCCAGGAGCGGCAGCGCUUCACUGAAUACCAGGCGGAGCUGCACGACAUUCGCCAAAGGGUGCAGGCCCGGCCCUACCUGUUCCAGCAGGCCAUGCAGGCCAACGCCCGGCUCAGCGUCAACCGGCGUUUCUCCCGGGUGCUGUCGGCUCUGGGGCUGGAUGAGAAGCAGCUGCUGGCAGACGCGGACAAGAGGGACGUGGAGGACACAGCCAGGAACCCCAGCUCCCCCAAAGGGAAAACCGUGGCGGGGUCGGCCAACUGCGGGGCGUCAGACACGCGCUGGCUCCGGGGUUCGGGGCCCGGGAUGCACCCCAACAUCCGGCGGCCUCCAGCGCUGCGGGUCUAG
Sorex fumeus (smoky shrew) is the source of this 1368-nucleotide messenger RNA. RefSeq names its product testis specific 10 interacting protein (gene TSGA10IP). NCBI's taxonomy places the organism in Eukaryota, Metazoa, Chordata, Mammalia, Eulipotyphla, Soricidae. Gene Ontology annotation, cellular component: photoreceptor connecting cilium; ciliary basal body; cilium. Gene Ontology annotation, biological process: cilium organization. The record is from RefSeq and is a predicted model, not a curated record. The transcript has 8 exons. The coding region runs from base 1 to 1368 and encodes 455 amino acids.